AUGUGGUGUCGACUUCUUGUGAGAUGCAGACCAGCAGCUCAUUCAUCACGAGUCUUACUUCAGUCACUAUCGUCCCAAACACCUUGUCUCGCAUGCACAGCCAAUUCCAGUUCGUAUGUAUUGCGCUCGGCAAGCAUCUCGUCCACACACCACUGCUUUUCCACUCAAAGAGACGAUUCACCAGUGACUGAGGCAACUACAAUUUCCAGUGUUCCAGGUGUUGAAAGCCCAGGUGAUAAAUUUGUCAUGGUUUACACAUGUAGCGUAUGCGAGACGCGGUCAGCCAAGACUAUCAGUAAACAUGCUUACUACAAGGGUGUUGUAUUGGUACGUUGCCCUGGCUGCGAAAAUCUACAUCUCAUUGCCGAUCGAUUGGGCUGGUUUGAGGAUGAUGCGACGGAUGUAGAGAGUUUACUGAAGCAAAAAGGUAAAAGAGUUCGCUUCAUUACGGAAAAAGAUGUGCUCGAGCUCACAGAAAACGACAUUCUUGGAACCAAAAACGAGAAUUAG
Plasmopara halstedii is the source of this 510-nucleotide messenger RNA. RefSeq names its product zinc finger. The record is from RefSeq and is a predicted model, not a curated record. The coding region runs from base 1 to 510 and encodes 169 amino acids. Gene Ontology annotation, molecular function: protein-folding chaperone binding; zinc ion binding. Lineage: Eukaryota; Oomycota; Peronosporomycetes; Peronosporales; Peronosporaceae. Gene Ontology annotation, cellular component: mitochondrion. The transcript has a single exon. Gene Ontology annotation, biological process: protein stabilization; protein folding; protein import into mitochondrial matrix.